Molecule: messenger RNA, 3561 nt
Organism: Pochonia chlamydosporia 170
Lineage: Eukaryota; Fungi; Ascomycota; Sordariomycetes; Hypocreales; Clavicipitaceae
Product: histone deacetylase HosB
Exons: 2
Coding region: 1-3561 (1186 amino acids)
Cellular component (GO): nucleus
Molecular function (GO): histone deacetylase activity
Source: RefSeq, a predicted model, not a curated record
AUGUCGUCCUUCAUGCAUGGGUCAUUGUCCCCACGACAAGGGCCAACGUCACCUGCAGCUAACACAGCAAACGAAGAUAACUCUGGUUUAACACAGUCGUUAAGCCAGCUUUCUUUGACCAACGAGCCAAAAACAUUAAAACCAAUCCCGAACCAAAGAGCAGCAGCUUCCGGGACGCCUGCCAAACCUGUACCUCGAAGAUCAUCCUCAGUAUCCUCAACGUCGGCUCGUCCUCGAACGCCAUCUCGUAGCCCUUCUAAUGGCCCUGGAUCUAGAAGAGCCUCCCACGCUGGGACACCACCUCUGCUUCGCAAAGCCUCCAUGAACUCGCUGCACUCUGCCAAUGGCACUGCUCCCGGAAGACCUUUGGCCAGGCGGUCGAGUUCGUCGCAGCUAAUGUCAACAUCGCCAGUUACCAAAACUGCCCCUGAGGAGAAACCUCCGGUGACGGCCAAAAGUAUUGCGAGCAAUUACUUCGCUGCUGAGCUUGCGGCGCACCAUGGCGCUGCUACAACGUUGCCGACAGAUACGGUUAUCAUUCUGAAUGACGCAGUUUAUGGGCAUAGAUUCUCCCGCCCUCGAACCUCUCGGAAUGCGCUGAGCACGAUUGUGGAGCGACCCGAACGUAUCAAAGCCGCUGUGCUUGGUAUAUCAACAGCAUACGUGCGAUUGGGCGGGCGACACUGUCAGGGAGACCUGCCUAUUCACCCCAAGAGAAAUAUCGCCGAUAUUGCAAGCAUUCCGUUCCGUAUUCACAAGACGACUAGACGGUUGUCUCUUUUGUCCCCCGCUGUCACUAAUGUUCAUGGCACUAAGUGGAUGGAAGAACUGAAACUCAUGUGUGAUUCGGCGGAAUCCAUAUUGGCCAUGGGAGGAAAGGAACUUCAGCGACCGGAUAUUCCCAGAGGGCCAGACCACAAUGCGCCGCAAAAGCUCCAUGAAGGUGAUUUGUAUUUGUGCGAGGAAUCUCUCGACGCCAUGCAAGGCGCCUUGGGCGCAGUGUGUGAGGCGGUUGAUACCGUUUUUGGCCCUGGCCCUCGUAAGGCAUUCGUUGGCGUAAGACCUCCCGGUCACCAUUGUUCGGCUUCUCAUCCUUCUGGUUUCUGCUGGGUAAACAAUGUUCAUGUGGGUAUCAUGUAUGGCGCACUUCAGCAUGGCCUUACACACGCAGCUAUAAUCGACUUUGACCUUCAUCAUGGUGACGGCUCACAAGCGAUUACCUGGCAACAUAACUCCCGGGCCAAUACUGCAAACAAGAGCCAUGCACCCUGGAAGCGGACGUCAAUAGGCUACUUCAGUUUACAUGAUAUUAAUUCCUAUCCCUGUGAGAUGGGUGAUGAAGAGAAGGUGAAAAAUGCGAGUUUGUGCAUAGAUAAUGCACAUGGGCAGUCCAUCUGGAAUGUUCACCUGCAGUCGUGGAAGACGGAACAGGAGUUCUGGACUCUGUACGAAACCACAUAUACUGUUUUGUUAGAGAAGACGCGGAAGUAUCUGCAAAACGAAGCAGCCAAACGUCGUGCCACAAACCAAGUGCCCAAGGCAGCCAUCUUCUUUUCUGCCGGAUUCGAUGCUAGCGAGUGGGAGAGCGCAGGAAUGCAACGUCACCAAGUCAAUGUCCCAACAGAAUUCUACGCCAGGCUUUCCCGAGAUGUAGUGAAACUCGCGGCGGAGGAGGGAUUGGCUGUGGAUGGUAGAGUGAUCAGUGUUCUCGAGGGCGGGUAUAGCGACCGUGCCUUGUGUUCCGGAAUCUUGAGUCAUUUGAGUGGCAUGGUUGGCUGCCAGAGCCCAGUGAAGACGGAGCAAGAAUCGAGCGGCCUCGCAUACGAGAUGGGCCAAAGGAUUGGGACUCUUAACUUGGACCAGGAGGCUGCAUUGGUGGACAAUCUUGAAUCAAAUUGCUCUUACAACCCGUCAUGGUGGGCAAGCGCCCAGCUUGAUCUCCUCGAAGAACCAGAGGAGUCUCCAACAAUACCAAGAAAGCCGCGCACAUCUACUCCUCCCACUUACUCGUCACCGACACAGUCUUCAACUGCCAGAGUCGUCGAUCCAGUUAGGAUGAGGAACAGCCUCUCCAGUUUGUCUACUGGCUACUCAAAGGUACCCCAGCGUCCAGCGUCGCCUCCACCCCCUGAAGUGGCUUGGGACGUUGCCGCCAAGGCACUGUGCAAAGUUCUGAUACCGUCAGAUCGUCAAACAGACAGCUGCACAGCAGAAGACCUAAACGCAGAAGCAUCACGAGCUCGGCGAGAUCGCCAGUCCAUUCUGCUUGGAAACCCACCGCCGACGCCGACCGGGUCUGACCGACCAUCCUCCAGAAUGUCACUACGCGAGCGAAAAUCGAGGCCCAUUGGCCCCAUUGAUGAAGAGAUGAGCGAGGUGCUACCGAAGACGAGGAGAAAGCCCACGAGCACUCCAAUAUCUUCCCCAGUAAAGGUCGCACGAGGCACGCCUCAGCCAGUUGGGAGCCAGUCUGCGAGAAGAUCAAGUCGACGUCUCAGUGCGGCGUCUACAAGUUUGUCCCCCCCUAGGGAGGAACCUCCUCCAGUGCCUCCCAUCCCGGCCACAGCGCCCGGCCCUAGCCGAACAACUAGCCGGCCAAAUUCUAGGGCGGGCAGAACACAAAGCAGCAAUAAGGUACCUGUGAAGAAAACCCAAGCAGUACCUCCUCGCACAGAACCACCUCUCAAGGGGGCUCGAGGCGCGAGAAGAGUGAGCACGCCAGCUAGGUCGACUAAACAGUCUGCUGUUGGAGCUGAUACCCCGACUCCGGCUACUGGACUUCCGCUUAAUGCGGCAGCCGCCGGUGAUGAUGCCAAGACCGACAUGGACAAUUUGGCCAACGGCGUGAAGAAGAUCAAAAUCAACCUAAUCACAAAGUCACAAAAAGAUGCCAAGCAGAAAGCUAAGUUGGAUCAAAACAAAGCCACUGCGGCACCUGCUCGUAAACCCGGGCUGGAUGCGAGUAUUGUCAAAUCGGAAAAGCCCCCUACACCAGAAGGCAUGUCCUCGAUACCUACGGGCCCUGACCCUGAGGUGUCUUCAGAUCAACAUGCGUCGGCGGCUUCUGGGCAGCGGCACCCCCCUCCUGCACCAUCAACGCCAUCACUGAGUGGAGGAGUGUCAACUCCUGUCGAAGAACUGUAUGCAUCUAGCACGUCAUCCCCAACACCGGUUCCUUCGAUUCCCGCGGAAAGCUCCCCCGACGUACCGCACGUCACUAUCCAACCGGCUAGCGACGCUGGCGAUAUAUUUAUCCCCUACCAGCCGGAAGGACCUGAGCCUGUUAUCACGGGGCAGCAAGAACCUUUGAAAUGGCUUCCCCCUAACAUACCGACACCAUCAGCCGCAACUCCAGUAACGACACCUGCGCCUAGUGCAAAACCGAAGCAAAACAAUUUGUUUCACUACACAUCUGGCAUUCCGUUUGCACCAAGACCAGAUUCAAAGUUACAGGAAAGACCAGGAUCGGCGGUCGGAUCACAAUUCAGAGAUGAGAACCAGCGGGAGAUGGAGCAGACAGCACAAUCAUCAUGGCAAACGUCACAAGCACCGCAACAAUAG